Rotaria sordida is the source of this 2103-nucleotide messenger RNA. The record is from the annotation of a GenBank genome assembly. Lineage: Eukaryota; Metazoa; Rotifera; Eurotatoria; Philodinida; Philodinidae.
CGCCAGUGUCAGUAUAUGUACUGAUUCAGUGAACACCAGUGUCAGUGGCAUACUGUCAGUAAUUCACUGUUUUCACCGAAACUGCACAUCCCUAGAUUUGAACUCUUCACCUUGAUUUACCCUAAGAAAGUCGUUUUUCCUAUAACUUGAUUUCUAUUGGUUACUGUCCAACCAAUGGGAUUUCGAGGCGAAUAGAGCACAGAUUCGAGUUCUCCACCCCAGAAAACCUCGAACUAUCAUCUCUGUGAUCGAAAGAUAGAGCUCUAUUUGUGGAUCAAUUAGAGCGUGGACAAAAACAGAACCGAAUUCCGAUUAAUUAUCUUUGCAAUAGCUGAGAUGGCUUUCUUGUUUCCUUAUGUUUUAUAUACCACUUUGUAGCUCGUGAAAUUCUCUAUCGAAUGGUAUAUAAUAGUUGGGGUUUUAGUUGACUAUGAUAGGAAAAGUCUUUUACGAAAGUGGGGAUGGGCCGAUCUUUCCAUAGGGAAGGUGCAGGGAAAAAUGAGUAUUUUUGCAAUAACUCAGGAAGGGCUCGGCCAAUCCUUCUCAUCUUCGAACUCGACCGAGAUAUUGUUAAGACUGAACUGUGUAGAAAAUUUCAUCGCGAUCGGACUCUCCUUUCGAAAGUUAUCGUGUUAACGGCCGGACACACUGACCGAUUCUAGAGUGUACUCACUUUUUGAGUACACAAAAAGAAAAAUAUCAAGUUUUUUUUUCUUAUACUUAAGUACAAGGACAUUUUUUUAAUCAUAUUUUUUAAAACUAAAACACAAGAAGUUCAACUGAUUAUUCUUUGAUGUACCUAUGCAAAUUUUCUUAAAUACAUCUAAAAUGUUUAGUGAUAAAACGCAAUUAUUUUGUAAAAUCUAGAGAGAAAAAAAGAAUUAAAUCUACUCUUUACACUGUUAUAGAAAAGGUGUUCAUUAAAUCUGGAAGAGACACUUUUUGAAGUACUAAAAAGUAGAUACUUCAUGUGUUUUAUAUCGUAAAGUGUCAACUACUAAAACCAAAGAAAGUUGAAUAUAUUGAAUUUUCUCAAUUUUUUUUAUUGAAUAUUUCAAAUCGAUAUCAUUACAUUAUAUCUUGUUAUAUAUUCUUGUAGAAAGUUUUAUAACACUUUUUUUUUUCAUUAAAAAAUGUAUUAAGUAAAACGAUUGAGAUUGUGUGAAGAAAAAUGAAAAAAAGGUUAUCGUUUAAAAAUAAAUUAUUUCAUAAGAUAAUAUCAAAGAAAUGAAUAAAUCAAAAUUAUAAUAAUUUUUAUAGUUGAUAGAUGCGCUCUGAAAUUUUAUUGUUUCGAAAAUAUUUGCAUUCAAAAUUAUUCAUAUUCUCAAAUAAACUUUAAAUAAAUAAUUUCUUUUUUCCUAAUGUUAACAUGUAUACAAUGUAUGCUAUAGAGAGAGAGACAAAUAUUAAUGUGCUCUUCGUUUCAUCGGUACAAUCACCAUGUUUACUUGCUAUAUACAUCGAUUUGAUCUUUUAGUAAGCAUCCAAGUACAUCAUUUUUUCUCUCGACGAACUUACUCCUAGUCAAUAUUUAGAAUAUUUAGAAUUUCAGAAUGAUCCAAGAAUUGUUAUAAGUUAAGUAUCUUUUCUCAUUGCUUGUACUUGGUGAGAGGUGAAAAAAACUUGAUUUAAAUUUUCACUAAUUAUAUUUUUUGUAUAGGUACCUAAAUAAAAACAUAGAUAACAUCUGUUGAUGAUAUAUUAAUGUUUUGAUAGAAUGUGCAUUCAUGUGUGAUCGAGUAUACACUACUCAUAUAUAUAUAUAGGCAAACGAACAAACUUCGCUUUCACAUAUUUUAAUACUUACAAUCAUCGACACAUCAUUUACAUGAAUAAGAGAUAGUAAAUGGCCGACAAAGACUCAAAGCCAAAAACUGGUAAUAUUUAUCGUUAUAUUUCUUUUUCAAAUACUGACUUUGUUUUGUAUUAUUAAAUUGUAUCUUUCUUCUAGCUGAAUGUUAUGUGUCUCCACCACACGAACCUGAAAUUUCAAAUUGUCCACCACAUGAGCCUAAGAAGUCAAAUUGUCCACCACACGAGCCUAAGAAGUCAAAUUGUCCACCACACGAGCCUGAAAAGUCCAAUUGUCCACCACAUUCAUAG